AUGGAACGUAAGCAAGGGCCACACGAAACCUUUAGCGAUUAUGUCUCGGAUAUGCAUAACCUGCAUUUCAAGCUCAAGCACAAAAUCGCUGAAGAUGAAUUCGUGGAGCUCUUAAAGGAUAACAUGAACUCCCAGAUGGGGGGAUUACUACUAACAUCCCCAAUCACCUCAUUAGCGGAGCUCAAACGAGAGGGUCUCAGAGUUGAUCGCUGGCUGAGAAACACAGGAAGGAACAUGCGCAGCCGAGCUGCAAUUAACGAAAUAGAGGAAUUCCAGACACUGGAGGACUUGCCGGACGCGGUCACGGUGGAAGAAUUCAACCGGCAGCGGAAAGAUGCGCGAGGGCGUUACGAGGAUGGACAAGGAUGCCGAGGCCCAUUACACGCGCUGGUGUGUUAUAAGUGUGGCAAAGGAGCAGACUUCUACAGGAAGCAUCCUUCGAAGGAAGAAUCCUGCCCUAUCAAAUUCCACGAUGCCACCUGCAGCGGUUUUUGCGCGGAGUCCGUCAGGCAAGACCGGGACAGCCGGGCGGACCAGGACCAACCCUUUCCGGUAAACACACGGAAGCCCAACCAAAUCUCCCCUCAUAAGAGCCUAGAACAACGAGAGAGGGAGUACGAACAUGCUCGUGAACGUAUCUUCAAUGACUCGGAAGAUGCAGACAGCAAGACACGGACAACGCGAAAAAUACUAAGAUUAUAUGAUGCCCGAGCAGACUACCGCCGGCUCAAGCAAAAGGUGGUGGACACAGUAGUGAGCGUGCAAAAUGACAACCGUUUCUUUGCCAAAACGAAGGUCGAUGGAGAAGAGAUACUCGCAUUACUGGACACAGGCGCCAGUGCGAACUGUAUUGGCAGAGGAGCACACGCUUUCUUGGAAAACCGGACGCGGCCGAUAAGGAAGCUAAGCGAAGAAUGCGUACGCACAGCAAGCGGUGGUGAGACCCAAGUAACCGGAGCCAUAACGUUACCCGUGGAAUGGGAAGGAGAAACCAAGGACCUAGAGUUUUUGAUAGUGCCAGGUCUGACACAACGAUUUUAUUUCGGAAUUAAUUUCUGGGAUACGUUCGGCCUCACAUUCCUCGGUAAAGGUAGACGCGAGGUUGCCGCCGUCGAAACAACUCCGGAUUUCGACCUUAUGACCGGCGACCUAGACAUGAACAAUACGCUCAAGCCCGAGACCGCCUAUACCCCACAUCAGCUUACCCCAGAACAACAUUGUAAGCUGCAGCAAGUGAUAGACACAUACCCGUCUUGUCUAGAAAAAGGAUUAGGAAAGACCAGUUUAGAGCAACAUAUAAUUGAAGUGACCAACGAGGACUUACCAAUCAAGCAGCGACAUUACCCGAUAUCCCCAGCCAAACAGAAGCUGGUGUACGCCGAGCUAGAUCGCAUGUUAGGCGGUGGACGAAAAUUUAGGUAAAAGUCCAGACCUUCAAACAUCAGAAGGCUAUGUAUAUAAACGGAUGGGAUUCUGCCUAAACGACGCUGUGGAUGAAGCCCGAGCAUGGAAGCUCUGGGUUCCCGCCGAGCUGCGUCCUGAUUUAGUCUGGAGAGCACAUCAUGCCAUAACCGCAGGGCAUGGGGGGUUGCACAAAUCACUAGCCAAAUUGAGACAGUUUUACUAUUGGCCAGGCAUGGCUGUAGACGUCCAAAAAGUAGUGAAGGAAUGCGAGGUCUGUAAGAUCACCAAGACCGCCAACAAAAAUGACCGACCACCCAUGGGAGAACAGCGGGUUACGGAGCGGGCUGGCCAAAGGUUGUUCAUCGACUUUAUGGGACCAUACCCGAGGACCAAAGCUGGGAACUCGGUGAUUUUCGUAUGCCUAGACCAUUUCUCCAAAUUUGUCUGGCUACAGCCGAUGAGACAUGCAGUAGCUGCAGAAGUCAUCAAAUUCCUUGAGACCAAAAUUUUCCACCAAUUUGGAGUCCCCGAGUUUGUACACUCAGACAACGGCAAACAGUUUGUGUCUCAAAUUUUUGGCGAGCUAAUGACCCGCUACGGUAUUCGACACGUAAA
Messenger RNA from Drosophila suzukii, 2019 nucleotides. The record is from RefSeq and is a predicted model, not a curated record. NCBI's taxonomy places the organism in Eukaryota, Metazoa, Arthropoda, Insecta, Diptera, Drosophilidae.